Clunio marinus is the source of this 234-nucleotide messenger RNA. NCBI's taxonomy places the organism in Eukaryota, Metazoa, Arthropoda, Insecta, Diptera, Chironomidae. The record is from the annotation of a GenBank genome assembly.
AUGAAUAUCUUACUUAUCUACAUCCUUCGGAUUUGGAAUGAACUUAAUGCAUUCGCGCUUUUGAAAAUUGGCUUCAAUCCAGCUUCUCGGCGUAUGCUGAAAAAACAAAUAGAGAAUCAAAAUGGUCUUGGAUCAUUUUCAAUAUUAAAAGUAUUGUCGCCUUUGAAGAAUCAGACUUGGAAACAAGCACAAUACAGUUAUCUAGCAAGCACAUUAACAUUAAAAGAAGCUUAA